CUGUUGUCGCGUCUGGCGACGGGAGAUAGGCAGUGCCGACCGAGCCAUGGCUGCCACCACAGUCUCGGAUGUCCCCGAUGUUGUCAGCAAGACCAUUUCUCGUGUUGCGGAGGCCGAAGGUUUCAAGAAGCCGAGUUUUCAGGUAGACCCUGGCUCAAAUCCAGGGGAUGGAUACACCAGCCUUCUGUACCGAGUCACCAUCCGGGAAGAGAACAAUGCAGGUUGCUGCUUACCACCUCGUUCGGGAAAAAGAGAUGAUCUGGUCCUCAUGGUUAAAGUACCCCACCCAGGAACCGCAAACGCCUUCCUGGCACAGACGUUCGUCGCAGAGAGCACCAUGUACAAAUCCAUAAUACCUGCCAUGGAAGGAACUGGUGGCAUCGAAGGAUCACUCCCUUGGCCAAGGUGUUUCUUCGCGUCCUCGAACGGGGCGGAGACGGCGUUGGUGUUUGAGGACCUCCGACUGAAAGGGUUCGGCAUGAAGGACCGGCGCGUGGCCAUGGACGCUGCCCACUGCCGCCUGGCGCUGUCCCAGAUGGCCAAAUUCCACGGCGCGGGCAUCGCUCUGCAGCACCUCAAGCCGGACACGUUCAAGACGCUGGCGGACAAGCUGGGGAACCCUUUCAGCAGCCCCGAAGUGCAGGCCAUGUUCUCGCAAAUGUCGGAAAUGGUGGCUCAAACAGUUGCGAUUGUCGCGGAGAAAUACCCAGAGGGCACUGUCGUAUACACGAAACUGCUGCAAAUGCUUCAGUCCUACGGAGCCGAAAACAUGAAAAUGUUGGCGGCCACCCCUGAGCCAGCACCAGGCAUUGCGAUCGUGCACGGCGACUGCCAUGUCAACAACUUCAUGUUCAGCUAUGACCAGACCUCCGGUGACGUGACGGCGUGCCAGCUCAUCGACUUCCAGAUGUCGCGUGCCGGCCCGACCGCCUUGGACCUGGCGUCCCUCCUGCUGCCUUGCACGGAGAAGGCGAUGCGGGACGAGCAUUGGGAGGACCUGCUUCGCGGCUACCACGCGGAGCUGCAGAGUGUGCUCAGGACGGCAGGAUGCAAGGACCCCGACGCGGUGUACUCGUGGACGCAUCUUAUGGAUUGUCUGAAGAAGGUUGCGCCGCAUGGUUUCAUGAUCGCACCAGUGUUGCUGCACGCUCAGUUUGCGGACAAGGAAGCUGCCGAUGAGCUCCGCGAUGCGCUGCAGGACUUGGGCAAGGAAGACGCCCCCCUGCGUCCUUCAACAUCCGAAGCACCGAUGAGCUGAAGCGAAGACUCGUUGACAUCGUGGACAGCUGGUGGAGUGGGACUGGUUUGUAACGCGUUCUGUGUUCGCGAAUCCUUCCUGAGUUCAUGUCUUUAUUGGGUUGUUGUUGUGGGGACACAUUCGUCCCUCAACCACCGAUAUUCAUCGAAUGUGAGGUGCGAGACAUCACGGUUUAGAGUGCACACGAACUUUUCGUACAAAUUUGUUCGUAAUUUUGCGCAAAAUGGGGAAAUGCACAUGUGUGCAAUUUUCGUACAAAAAUGGUACAAAAAUAUUAUCAGCAGAA
Messenger RNA from Thrips palmi, 1544 nucleotides. RefSeq lists its product as uncharacterized. Lineage: Eukaryota; Metazoa; Arthropoda; Insecta; Thysanoptera; Thripidae. The transcript has 7 exons. The record is from RefSeq and is a predicted model, not a curated record. Bases 47 to 1258 code for a protein of 403 amino acids.